UUUUUAAUUUGUCAUAAUUACAAUGAAUUCGACUUUUAAAGUAGGCAUAAUUGGAGGCACAGGAUUUAUAAAAGAUUCUGAUAUUAUGACAGAAACCAAAGAAAUAAAUAUUGCUACUACACCUUUUGGAAAUCCUUCUGAUAUAUUGCUUGAAGGAAAUAUUAAUGGUGUUUCUUGUGUUAUUCUCUCGCGACAUGGACGUAGUCACUAUAUUAGUCCAACAAAUGUUAAUUAUCGAGCUAAUAUUUGGGCGCUUAAAAAGGCCGGCGUUUCUGUAAUAAUUGCUGUGACUGCUUGUGGAUCACUUCGAGAAGAAUUAGCCCCCGGACAUUUUGCUGUUUUGGAUUCUUUUAUUGACAGGCUUAUUUUAAUUUCUUCUCUUUCAAAAACAAAAUUAAAUUACCAAACAAAAGGAACUCUUGUUUGUGUAGAAGGGCCUAGAUUCUCUACGAGAGCUGAAAGUGAAGUUUUCCGUCAAUGGAAGGCUGAUCUUAUUGGAAUGACACUUUGCCCUGAAGUAGUUUUAGCCAAAGAAUUGGGCAUUCCUUAUGCUUCUUUAGCUGCUGUAACAGAUUAUGAUUGUUGGAAAGAUAGUGAAGAAGGGGUCAAUAUUGAUUUAGUAGCUGAAAUUAUGAAAAGAAAUUCUGAAAAUUUAAAAGAAAUAUUAUUUAAUGCAAUAAAUGAUAUUGGUGGAAGAAAAGAAGAAUUAUUAAAAGAAAUUAAUGAAACUAAAGAAUUGGCAAUAAAAUCUGUAAUGGAUGGAGGUUGUAAACUUGAUUUUGAACAUAUUUAA
Meloidogyne enterolobii is the source of this 793-nucleotide messenger RNA. The record is from the annotation of a GenBank genome assembly. NCBI's taxonomy places the organism in Eukaryota, Metazoa, Nematoda, Chromadorea, Rhabditida, Meloidogynidae.